UACGUGGCGGUUCCUUCAGAUGUCGCUGAGAGCCAAUCAGAUGCCUCCAGGUCACAGGCGUCGUGUUCGUAGCAGAAGACAAGAUGGCGGCCGCGAGGAACGGAAAGAACGGACUCCUGGAGAAAUGGAGGAUCGAUGAGAAACCAGUGAAAAUAGAUAAAUGGGACGGAGCCGCUGUGAAGAACUCGCUGGAUGACGCUGCGAAGAAGGUGCUGCUGGAGAAGUACGGUUACGUGGAGACCUUCGGGCUGGUGGACGGUCGUCUGGUGAUCUGCACCGUCUCCUGUCUGUUCGCCAUGCUGGCUCUGGUCUGGGACUUCCUGCACCCGUUCCCAGAGUCCAGGCCGGUCCUGGCCUGCUGUGUCAUCUCGUACUUCAUCAUGAUGGGGAUCCUGACCCUCUACACCUCCUACAAGGAGAAGAACAUCUUCCUGGUGUCUCUGCAAAAGGAUCCAGCUGGAAUGGAUCCGGAUCACAUGUGGCAGCUCUCCUCCUCCCUCAAACGGUUUGAUGACCAGUACUCUCUCAGAGUUUCCUUUUCUGAUGGAAAGUCCAGGAACUUCCGUGAAGCCGAGUUCACGAAGUCUGUGUCAGCGUUCUUCGAUGAGAACGGGACUUUGUCCAUGGACCAGUUUGAGAAGAGCGUUUCUAAACUUCACGACACGCUGGCCUCCGACAAGAAGACCAAAUAACCACUGGAUCAAUACGGCAAAUCACAACAACCCUUCAGACCGGAUGUUUUCCACCAAUCACAACGUGACAUCAGUGGUGGGCGGAGCCUCUAAUGGAGCAGACUCACCUUUGAGGUCACAUGGGUGGAAACGAGCAGCCUGAUUGGUCACAGUGGCUUCCUGUGGCAACAUCAGAUUAGCAUCAUUAGCAUCAUCAUGAGUGAAACAACCAUGCUAACAUGUUGCUGCCUUACAACAGGAAGUGAGAACUUUACUUUGAAUGUUUUUCUUUUAAUUUCUCUGUAACGUCUGUGAGUUUGUGAAUUAUUAAAGAUGGAGGUUGUUACAGAAA
Molecule: messenger RNA, 1023 nt
Organism: Anarrhichthys ocellatus (wolf-eel)
Lineage: Eukaryota; Metazoa; Chordata; Actinopteri; Perciformes; Anarhichadidae
Gene: spcs2
Product: signal peptidase complex subunit 2
Exons: 6
Coding region: 84-692 (202 amino acids)
Biological process (GO): protein targeting to ER
Cellular component (GO): signal peptidase complex; membrane
Source: RefSeq, a predicted model, not a curated record